AUCAAAGUUCUUAUCUUGACGCGCAUAGCAUUUAAUGCUAAUGUUGUGACGUUUGUUUGAAUAUUCUGACAUUGAAAUACUUAAAAAGGGAUAAUGCAAGAUUUGAAAUUAUUUGCGCAAUUUGCGUCGAUUGCUUUUGGUUGUUCAAAUAUACAGUCGAAUGGACGUUUUUUCGUAGUUCAAAAUUAACUUCUUUCGGACGAUAUUUAUAUCCAGCAUAAUUGGGCCAAGAUUUCUAAACUUAACUUGAUUAUUUUCUUCAAGCAAGUGGGUUGGUACGAAAGGCAAAAUGUCAUUUCAAAGAACUACGACAACAAAAGUGUUGAACAAUGACAAAAAGUUUCAGUCAGGGGUCUGGUGCGAGAAAUGUAACAGACGUCUUGUGGAAUUGAAAAGACAAACGUUGAAGUUGAUUUUACCAGAGCUAAAUAAUGUUAUUCAAUAUGAAGGAAGCCUACAAAGAGGCUCCAAGCUUGCAACGCGCAUAUUUGAGCAACUACGGGUUCCUGACACAGAAUUGAAAUCCUGGCGAGAAAAUUACUGUGACAUAUGCUCAACCAAUGCAGCUCAGCUGAAAAACGAAGCCCUGAGUAUGAUCCAAAGUUUAGAUGAUUCCCAAUUAUUAGCUGCAAAAAUACCAAGACUUUCUACCUUACCAAAUGAAGGAUCGCUGACCUCGAAUUUCGCAGUUGCAGAAACCCCGUACAAUCAUGGAGUUAAUUUCCCUCCAAGACACGGAUACGUUGCCUACGGACGUGAUUUGUCGCAGCCUUUUUCAUCGUCAUCAUCUGUCUUUGCAAGGGCAGCGUAUAAGCUUCGGAAGAAACAAAAACGGGAAUCCAGGUCGCCAACUAAACUGGAAAUGCAAUCAUCUAUAGUGAUGACAAAUGGCAUCACUUCUUGCCCAGAAAUGAACAUAUUCUCUACGAACUUCAUGAAAGCCAUCAAAAUACAGCCACCGCCAGCACCUCCUGCUCUUAUAAAAGGAUUAUCAAAACGUAAAAGCACUGGAGGAAAAGUGAAGGUGUUGCUCCGGAUCAGUCCCAGUUUUCCUGGAGAGACAAGCUCGUUCUUGAAAGUUGAUCAAAAGAAAAAACAAGUUACACUUUAUUGUCCGACUGCCAUUAAUCACGUGUCACAAAAACACCGACGAAUGGGAAUAGCAGCGCCAAAAAUGUUUGCAUUUGAUUCCAUCUUCGAGCCAGACUCAUCCCAGGCUGAGCUUUGUGGUACAGCUCUUGUGGAUGUUUUGCAGUCGGUCGUCAAUGGCUCUGAUGGUUGCAUUUUCGCGUACGGGCAUUCUGGAUUAGGCAAAACAUUUAGCAUGAUUGGUGGAGAUGAAAGUGUUCACAGCUUAGGCAUAAUUCCUUGUUCUAUUGAAUGGCUUUUCAAACUGAUCGAAGAAAAACGAGAAAAAACUGGUGCUAGAUUUUCCAUUCGCGUGUCAGCUGUAGAAGUUGUUGGUCGCUCUGAGAAUCUUAACGAUCUUCUUCAAGAACAUUCGAACGGUUGCAGUGAUUCCUUGAACGGAACAAAACCCAGUGUUUAUCUUUAUGACGAUCCUGUCUCAGGACCGCAGUUACUGAAUCACAGCGAACUGCGAGCGUCAUCUGCUGAAAAGGCAGCUUUUUAUCUUGAUGCUGCUUUGGCUACAAGAACUGUUCCAAAUAACGAGAAAGAUAGUGAAGAGACACUCAACUCUCAUAUGUUCUUUACUAUUCACGUAUAUCAGUCAAGAGUGGACAAAAUAGCCGGCAAAAUGGGAGUACACGGUGGACGAUCACGCCUCCAUUUAAUUGAUCUUGCUAGCUGUGAGCGAUACAACGCCGUUAAUAAAGAGACAAGUUGUUCAUCAAUGUCUCUCAGUGGACUGGGAAAUGUGAUCAUUGCUCUUAUUAAUGGAGUUAAACAUGUUCCUCAUAAGGAUAGCACUUUGACUAGACUUUUGCGAGAGUCGUUGGGUAGUACAACUUGUCGUGCCACAAUGGUUGCUCAUAUAUCCCCAUCAAUCCCGUUCUAUACCGAGUCGCUUUCUUGCGUUCAGUUUGCUGCCCGAAUUCAUCGUCUGCGAAGAAAGAAAGCAGGACAAGGAUCUGGCACUAGCUCGUCUGGAGGGGAAAGUUCGUGUGACGAAAUGAGAAUGCGCAAACCAAGAAUCCGCACCAGUGCCCUCGCUGAUCCGUUACAACAGAAUAACAACGGUCACUCGGACUACAACUCAAGCACAGGAGAAGAGUCAUGUGAUACUGUCAUCUACUGUGGCCCAGAUGGUGAACUUAGUGACCGAGAUUUGACGGAUAACGAAGGACCAUCGCAUAUGAGCAACGAUUGUAUGAAAUCAACGCCAGUAAAAGUGGAUCAAAGCUUGAAAUCAAAACUGGAUGCAAUUGAAGAAAAACCCGCUGAUAUGAGCGAAAGAUGUCCAAGUAUGGAACUAGAGUAUGACUUAAGUGAAGAAUUUAAAGGAAAUAUUGAAAGAGUUCCAGAGAAAGGUUCCGUUGAAAACCUCACCUUGAAAAAGAAGAAAAAGAUCACUGAAACAUGUGAAUUCUGGGAAGAUCCUUUAGAAAAAAUAAACCAUGAAGAUAAAGAAAACAUUGUAGAAGAUCUUCCACAGACUUCUGACCAAAAUACAACAAUCAUACGUGAUUCAGUUGACGUAAUGGAGCUGCAUCACAGUGAAAAGAGCCUUGAAACCAACGGUUUUGUUCCCAUUAUUGAAGAAGAACCUGAGAAAAUGCUUAGUGAUGAAGAAGAUGAUGAACUUAGUCAUUCUCCGGCGUUAGAUACUCCUUUAGAGACAUUUUAUCAUCUUGUGCCAGACUCUGACUCGGAUGCACAAGAAAAGAUUGCAAAUAGCAAACCAAAAGUGGGUAAAUCACAGGAUCUUAAAAUUUCCCGUGUUUCUCCAUCGAGCCCCAAUAGUACGGAGAUCCAGUCUAUUUUGGAAAAUUACGUUGUCAAUCAAAUGCUCAUUAAAAAUUCUGACAAUGAAAGAGAUCAGAGAUCUCUUUACAAUGUUUCUAAUCACGAUGAAGAGAAUGAAAAAUUGGAGCCACCUCUCACACCCCAGAAAACUUGUGUUGCAGAAACUGCACAAAUUAGUGCUACUUCGCCAAAGAAAGUAAAACUGGAACGACGUCCACGUAAUAGAACUUUACUGUUGUCAAACAGGAAUUGCCUGAGUGACGUAGGAGAAAAUUGUAGCGAUACGCACAGUGAAGACUCAUACGAGAGCACUAAGACCGACCCUCUACAUUACGUAAAGACACCUCGUCGUGGUCUGAAGUCUUUUUAUGCUUCUUCGGGAUCUCUACCCAGGGAGUACAAGGUGGUCAUUAGGGAUAAAAUGGCCUAUGUCCAUUACGUGGGAUGUGAGAUGGAUAGGAAAAUAGAUAUUGAAGGACAACACGGGACAAAUAUUCCACGUAGUCUUAACAAGGCACCUGUAACACUGAAAUAUUGUGGUUCACAGCAGAGGAAAUACAACGAACAAAAGGAAAAUAUUGAUACUCCAGAAUCACAGCGUAAAACUGUAUCCCUUACCAUAACAAGUCGUGCUGCAUUUGCUUUUGGUCAGUCAUCGCCAUUGAAACCCAAAAUCAAAGACAAGCAGUUCAAAUACUCAGAACCAUUUGUCCCUCAUUGUGUUGAACUUAAACAUGAAAAGGAAGAUGUUACAGUCCAAAAGAAAGAUGUUUCAUCCUCACAAAACAUGACUCGAAAAGACAGUAAAAUGUUAGAUGUAUUUCGACAACGCUCUAAGCUCAAGGCUGCAAGACGACGAGAAAGUGUUCAUGGUUACAGCAGUGGAUUAGCAAGUGACGGGAGUUUAACUGACUCGCCUUUAUCAAAAUCUCCUGCCCGAAGGCGCCGAAGACUUGGUUCAGAGCUUAGCAGUAGUGGUUACGAAAGCAUGAGGGAUUGUACUACAAGUCAUGUUUCUGGCAGUGAUAGUGCUGACGAAAAAUUAAUGAUUCCGGAUUCUUCGAACACAGAUGAGUCUCGUUGCAUUGAAACUGUUUUCUCUGGCAGUAACCGAAUUGAAUUUGAACGUCUCUAUGACAUCGACGAGAGACGAGAGAACAAUAAUAAACGUGAGAAUGACUCCAUACUUGAUAUUCACAAGUGGAACAUCAUAAGGUUAAGAAGCAAGCAAGUGGAGCUCAAAAUGAGUUGUGUCAAGCAAAGAACCGCUUGCUUCUUAAUGAAACCCGAUGGAGCUUUUAUCUUGAAUCUCAAGACAUGAAUUCUGACGAUCCUCUGCUCGUUGAAGUUUUGAAAAACGAAAACAAAAAGCUGGAGAAACGAAUCCGAAUUUGUAAAUCUCGUGUUAUGUUGGUGACGUCUUUUGAUAUCUUAGCCAAUAGAAGUUAACUGUAUCCAUUAAUUAUUACUGUGUAUUGGAGUACCUAGUGUAAUGUGGUGUGCUUUGGUUUGCUGUCCUGCUAUGCUGUGCUUUAAUGUGGUGUGAUGUGAUGUCCUGUGCUGUGCUGUUGUGACUGAAAGACAGGGAUUUCAUGAAAGUAACCAUAGAAAUGACGAAUUGGAAAAGUAGGAGGAAGUAUUCACAGUUUGUGGAGUACAUAAAAUCGCAGAAAUAUUUCUGAAUAAAAUCAACUAUUUUAUGUGUUAAAGAUA
Xenia sp. Carnegie-2017 is the source of this 4641-nucleotide messenger RNA. RefSeq names its product kinesin-like protein KIF3A. Gene Ontology annotation, biological process: microtubule-based movement. Bases 290 to 4249 code for a protein of 1319 amino acids. Gene Ontology annotation, molecular function: ATP binding; microtubule binding; microtubule motor activity. The transcript is spliced from 21 exons. The record is from RefSeq and is a predicted model, not a curated record. Lineage: Eukaryota; Metazoa; Cnidaria; Anthozoa; Malacalcyonacea; Xeniidae.